Molecule: messenger RNA, 2103 nt
Organism: Nothoprocta perdicaria
Lineage: Eukaryota; Metazoa; Chordata; Aves; Tinamiformes; Tinamidae
Gene: ZBTB7C
Product: zinc finger and BTB domain containing 7C
Exons: 5
Coding region: 226-2103 (625 amino acids)
Biological process (GO): regulation of transcription by RNA polymerase II
Molecular function (GO): protein binding; RNA polymerase II cis-regulatory region sequence-specific DNA binding; DNA-binding transcription factor activity, RNA polymerase II-specific
Source: RefSeq, a predicted model, not a curated record
GAAACUGCUGCCUUCCCGCUGCCGGGUCGGCAGUGUCGCCCUGUGGCAGGCUCAAAGGCUGAUCCUGCUGAGAACCUCGGAGAGACCCAACUCUAUGGGAACUGAGACCACUUGACUGCACUCAGCACCCUUYAGGAUCCGGUCCUAGGAAAUGGUCCAAGGUGCCAAAGGAGAAUCACCUGCGAUUUGAAAGGACGACAGGGGUGACGGGCACUAAAUGAGAAUAUGGCCAAUGGCAUUGAAGAUCUUAUCGGGAUCCCAUUCCCGAACCACAGCAGUGAAGUCCUAUGCGGUUUAAAUGAGCAGCGACACGACGGUCUCCUCUGCGAUGUCAUCCUCAUUGUGCAGGACCAGGAGUACCGGACUCAUCGGUCUGUCCUUGCUGCCUGCAGCAAGUACUUCAAAAAACUGUUCACUACCAGCACUUUAACAGACCAGCCCUAUGUUUACGAGAUUGACUUUGUCAAGCCUGAAGCACUUUCUGCCAUCCUCGAGUUCGCCUACACCUCAACCCUCACCAUCACCACCUCAAACGUCAAGCACAUCCUCAGCGCGGCCAAGAUGCUGGAGAUUCAGUGCAUUAUCAACGUAUGCCUUGAAAUCAUGGAACCUGACAGAGAGGCAGAAGAGGAAGAUGACAAAGAGGACGAAGACGAUGACGAAGAUGAAGAUGAGGAGGAGGAGGAGGAGGAGGAAGAAGAGGAGGAAGUGGAGGAUUUUGUCAAUCAGGAGAACCUAACUGAUGUCCAAGAAGUAAGCUGUCACCAAAGCCCUUCUAAGUCUGAUCUUACCGAAGAAGCAUAUACAGAAGCACCUAAAGACUUUCCAAAUCACUAUCCAGCCAAUAACUCAUCUGGACACUUGGGUGUGAUACGAGACUUCUCCAUUGAGUCCUUGCUGAGGGAGAAUUUGUACCCUAAGACAAACAUCCCCGAAAGGAGGACAGCUCUCUCUCCUUUCACCCCUAGCUUCUUCCCCCACCUCUGGAAUGGUGAUUUUAACUCCUUUUCCCAGCUCGAGGAGUCACAAGUAGACAACGGCCCUUUGGAUCUGGUGAUCAAAAAGAGGAAGAUCAAGGAAGAGGAGGAGAAGGAAGACCUGCCUCCUCCUCCUCCUCCUUUCCCUAAUGACUUCUUCAAGGACAUAUUUACCAACACCCCAGCAGCUCCCUUAGGGCAUAUUAAGGCAGAGACUGACUACAGCACUUAUCUCAAUUUCCUAAGUGCAACCCAGUUUGGAGGAGUUUUUCCUCCAUGGCCUCUGGAGGAAGAGAGGAAGAUAAAGCCCAAGGCGUCGCAGCAGUGCCCCAUCUGUAACAAAGUCAUCAUGGGGGCCGGGAAGCUGCCCCGGCACAUGAGGACCCACACGGGAGAGAAGCCGUAUAUGUGCAAUAUCUGUGAGGUCCGCUUCACCAGGCAGGACAAGCUCAAGAUCCACAUGCGGAAGCACACGGGCGAGCGGCCCUACCUCUGCAUCCACUGCAACGCCAAGUUCGUGCACAACUACGACCUGAAGAACCACAUGCGCAUCCACACGGGCGUGCGGCCCUACCAGUGCGAGUUCUGCUACAAGAGCUUCACGCGCUCYGACCACCUCCACCGCCACAUCAAGCGCCAGAGCUGCCGCAUCGCGCGGCCGCGGCGGGGCCGCAAGCCGGCGGCGUGGCGGGCCGCCAGCCUGCUCUUCGGCGGUGGUGCUGGUGGCGGCGGCGCCGCGCCGGGCGAGAAGGCGUUCGCCGUGCCGCCCGCCCUGCGCGAGGUGGGCGGCCAUCUCGAGGUGGGCGGCCAUCUCGAGGUGGRCGGCCAUCUCGGCAGCGCGCCCGUGUGCCUGCCCGGCCCCGGUGCCGAGCGCCUCCUCGGCGGCGCCGCCGACGCCUUUGGCUUGCAGGAGCUGGAGAGCCGCUUCGAGGAGACGCAGCUGAAGCUGCUGCGGCGCGCGCAGAUGGACAUGGAGAGGAACGCGGGCCUCUUCGCCCUCGCCCUGGGCCGCCAGGACAGCCUCACGGGACAGCCCUUCUUCCCGCUGCCCGACCCAUGGAGCGGCAGCUUUGGYGGCCUCGCGGGGCUGGCGCACGUGGCGCCCAUCUCCGAGGCGGGAAACUGA